This is a messenger RNA of Penicillium odoratum, 564 nucleotides long. RefSeq lists its product as uncharacterized. Lineage: Eukaryota; Fungi; Ascomycota; Eurotiomycetes; Eurotiales; Aspergillaceae. The record is from RefSeq and is a predicted model, not a curated record. The transcript is spliced from 2 exons. Gene Ontology annotation, molecular function: oxidoreductase activity, acting on paired donors, with incorporation or reduction of molecular oxygen; monooxygenase activity; iron ion binding. The coding region runs from base 1 to 564 and encodes 187 amino acids.
AUGAUUGGGUGGUUUUUCCUUGGAAGUUUCCUGGCUUAUGGCCUGGUUAUGAUAUUCUAUCGACUACAUGUUCACCCACUAAGCAAGUACCCCGGACCCUGGCUCGCCGGUGCCACAGGUCUAUAUGAAAUGUAUUUUACAUUGGGAGGAUCAUUCGAGGACGAGAUUGAUCGAAUGCACCAGAAAUAUGGACCCGUGGUACGCAUAACACCCAACGAAGUCCAUGUCCAAGAACAACUCUAUCACACUAGCUACGCCGAUGGCUGGAUCAAGGGUAGCGAAGCACUCUCUAGCCAGCUUUCACGGCCUAGUCGCUUCCAGACCAAAAAACGAUCGAUCUCGAGGGCUAGAUCGAUCCUUCAGGUGGAAGUCUAUCAGAUCAUUCGUGCACUGGUACAAAGACACCAACUAAAUCGAUUAUUUGGCUCGUUUCCACCUUUCAUCCCUCUACCAAUGCAUGACACCCGAACCGAUCCGGAAGAGAGUGAUCUAGAAGACGGAAGAUCGGUCGAUUGGACUGCUAAGGCCGAAAGGAAGGAAGUGAAAGGAAGCCAGGGUUCCUGA